Molecule: messenger RNA, 2064 nt
Organism: Vitrella brassicaformis
Lineage: Eukaryota; Vitrellaceae
Source: the annotation of a GenBank genome assembly
GGAGAUCUUCGUGUCGAUGGAGUGCGUUGUGGAUGACGUGGAGCACCUUCAGAAGGUGUUGAGGGCGCUGCAGUGGAGGGGUUUCAAAAAGGACAAGAAAGUCCACCUCACCAUUGUGCCCUCCCAGGGCCUCCGAUUCACCCUCACCACCGACGCCAAGGACGCCAAGUGCACCCUCUCACUCAAAGCCGACGAGUUCUUCCGAUCGUGGGACAUCCAUGAGGCGCUCCGCGGUCACGAGCAGCAGCAGAACGGCAACAACAAUGGCGAGGGUGAUGAUGGCGAUGAAGCUAUGGGAGUUGGAGGUGGUGCUGAUGCCACCGAUGAUGGUGAUGAGGGCGGCGAGCGUCGUCUGGAGUUGGUGAUAACGCUGUCGGCGCUGAUCACGUCCGUGGAGCUGUUUAAUGAGGGCAAGGCCGUGACGCUGCGGUACAACCCUGAGGCCGGCGACGAAGACAGAGACCCAUUCAUCGUGUCGGUCGUCGAUGGAGGUGCGUACUUACUGACUGACUGACCACACUCACUCCUCAAGGCAUACAGGCGUCAACCAUACACACGCACUUGUGUGUGGGGUCUGGGGGGUUGACGGGACGGCAGAUGACACGUGUGAUUCGAAGCUCAACACGUACUAUCUGUUCGGCACGGAGGAGGCGGAGAUCCCAUUCGAGCCGCAAGGGGCGGACCUCUUCUCCAUGCUGGUAGGUACCGCAGGGAGGGAGGGAGGGAGGGACCGCACACAGCCACGAUGGAUGCAUUGAUGUAUGUAUAUGUGCCGCCUUAUCACACACAUCCAUACCAGUGUGUGUGUGUGUGUGUGUGUGGUUCAGCCAAGCCUGUUGUAUCAGGCGCUGGACGUCUUCUCCUCCAACACCGACAACAAAAACGCCAACGUACGCACACAGACCUACCUGGAUGAAUAUAUGCAGCCGACCGCAUACACACUGCAGCAGCGGCUGAACCCUCCCUGUGUGUGUGUGUGCUGUCAGGUUGUGGUUCGUGUGUGGCCUGCGGGCACUGCGGAUUACGUCCUGUCGAUGGUGAGUCGGUCAGCAACCGACAAAGGGCGACUCAGACAGAUGUCACCCACCAUACGCCCCCCUUUUGUGUGUGAGUUCUCUCUCUCUCUCUCUCUGUCUGUGUGUGUGUGUGUGUGUGUGUAUGUGUGCAGGGUGUGGAGGGCGACAGCACGUCGUCCUGUGUGGACUACCCCAACGACAAGAAAAUAUUCAGCAGGUUCAACGUCAGACAGCACAGACGGUGCGCACUCAGGACGCAUGGGGGGAGGUCAAUCUGCGGGCGUACGUUUGUAUCUGUGUGCAUGUGUGUGUGCAUGUGUGUGUGUGUGUGUUGGUAUCACUCGAUCAGUGUGGUGUACAGCCUCCGCAGCCUCCAGAUCUUGGGCAAAGGGCUGAGUGAGUUCACGAGCCAAGCAGCCAGCCAGCCGGCCGGCCGACGCACAUGGAGCGUGCUGUCAUGUGUCUGUUCCUUUCUGUGCUGUGUGUGUGCAGAGAUAGGCCGUGACGCGACUGUGUACAUUGACGUACACGGCAUCAUGCACGUCAAACUCAUCGUCCCGUAAGUCAGUCCCCACACACCGACCCUUACACCCUCCCACUCGCCCCAUACCAUCUGCACAUAAGCUCGUGUGUUGUUGUGUGUGUGUGCAGUCACCAUGGUCGUGUGGAUGGCCGGAUUUCGUUACUGGAGUACACCAUCAACUCAGUCAUCGACAUGGACCACCAAGAGCAGCCGGAGGGAGAGGGGGAGGGAUAUGCCGACGGAGAGGGACAGGACGCCCACAUGCACGACGAUGGCCAGGGGCACCAAUGGACUGAGAUGGAUGGAUGGAUGUAGAAUAGAUGAGGAAGGAGGCCGGUUGGUUGAUAGCAUAGCUGGCUUAGUGUGUGUACAGCUGGAGGGCAGCGGGGCUUUCUUUGCAUAGGCAGACAGAUAGACAAGACAGACUGCGGUUGGUUGACAUGACAACCAUUUUCACACAUGCGUGGCGUGCAUUCGUGGAUGGACUCCACUUUGCAAUGGGAUCGAUAUCGAUCAACAAGUAGA